GCCGGGAAGCUGGUGUCCCGGAAGGGGCGGGGCGUUUCCCAGCAACAGGGCGCGGGGGCACCGGAAGGGGCGGGGCCCCAGGAGCAUAAAGGCCGGCUCGCCCCUCCCCAAGUCCCGCGAGAGUGGCUCACACCGGGCUCCCCCGGCGCUGACCCGGGCAUGGGCGACCCCGGAGGGGCUGCGCAGGCGCAGGAGGGAGAACGGACGGCGCCCGCCCAGGGCGACGGGCUGUUGAUGUUGCCGCCGCGGGUUCUCGUCCGGCCGUGGUGGUUCCCCGUGGAGGACCUGGAAGACCCGCUGGUGUUUUACUUGGAGGCGUGGCUGGCCGACCAGGUCUUCGGCCCGGAGCUAGACAUCCUUCCAAGGAUACAGUGGAUGAGCCAGGCCCUGCUUUCCGUGAACACGGUGCGAUCCGGGGACUCCGUUGAAAUCAGCGUCUUCGGAAGGCCCCGUGUACAGCUUCACGUGAAGAGCGCGAUCCUGAGCCUGGCGCAGAGGCACAAGGAACGUCGUGCUGCGGGUGAGGGUCUCCAAGUCUGCAUUACCCCUGGGGGAAUCCCCUGCGCUUACCUGCCCGCCUUCGA
Vicugna pacos (alpaca) is the source of this 584-nucleotide messenger RNA. Lineage: Eukaryota; Metazoa; Chordata; Mammalia; Artiodactyla; Camelidae. The record is from RefSeq and is a predicted model, not a curated record.